Fomitiporia mediterranea MF3/22 is the source of this 771-nucleotide messenger RNA. RefSeq lists its product as uncharacterized. The record is from RefSeq and is a predicted model, not a curated record. Lineage: Eukaryota; Fungi; Basidiomycota; Agaricomycetes; Hymenochaetales; Hymenochaetaceae. Bases 1 to 771 code for a protein of 256 amino acids. The transcript has 7 exons.
AUGACAAUUCUUUGCAGUGUGAUUUCGGAUUAUCUUAGAACGGGGGCAUUGAGUUUCUUUGGUGCAAUGCUGGCCGAUCCAAGAGCUCGGGUGACAACUACUUCCGUCUUCCAAUUUGACAUACAACGUUUGGCAUCAAGCUUGUACUCCGCUCUGUGUGGACGGCUGUGCUCUGCCUGCUAUGAUUACAAUUUUGAUUCAAGCAUCGCCCGUACGCGAGGUGUCUACAAUCAGCCCUGGUGUCACCACGCUGCAAAGCUUCCACGAUUGAUUAUGCGAAAAGGCCUCAGCACUUCAUCAAUGUUGGAACGAAGAGAUGUAACAUCACAGGCCAACUGUUCCAGUGGAUUUGACUGGAUGAACAACUCGCUGAAUCCGCGUCAGAGCCCGUGUUUCGUUGCUGCCUAUCUCCGCAGUCCAUGCAGUCGUGAUGGAAGCGCCAAUGUUGGUCCAUUACCAGAACCCGGUUCUUACCAAGCCCCGGCGGCAAAUAAAUGUCUGUGCUCUUGGGCCGAUCUCAGCAUGUGCUGUUUGCCAAAAUGUUCAACCAGAUAUAACAGAAGACAAUCGGAACCCUCCGUUCGGCGGUACAAACCAUUCAAAACAAAGACAAUUGUUGGUGCCGUCGUUGGCGGUGUAGCUUUCUGUCUCAUUGUCGCAGGGCUUUCGAUUGGAACGAAAAAGUCGAACUACUCGGGGCAAAUUUACUCGUGGUCACAAGGUUAUAAAAAACUUUCAUCAAAGAAAGAACUAGUACCGAUAAUUCGUUGA